UUAGUAAAGAUGAGGUUGAGUGGCGUCCUGGCGUGUUUGCUAGUGAUGUGUGCUGAUGUCUGCCGGGGGGACACACCAGCCAACUGCACCUACGAAGACCUGCUGGGGACUUGGAUGUUCCAGGUGUCCAAGGGGGGCCACGAUAAAGACAUCAACUGCUCCGCUGCAGCCACAAGCGAGAACACGAUGGCGGUGACGCUGGAGAAACUUUCCGUGGCCAAAGACGAGGUGGGAAACCUGGGCUUCUUCACUCUGGUUUACAACCAGGGCUUUGAGGUGGUCAUCAACGGCUACAAGUGGUUUGCCUUCUUCAAGUACACUGAAGACGGCGGUCAGGUGACCAGCUACUGUGACCGUACUCUCCCGGGGUGGGCGCACGACGUCCUGGGCAACAACUGGGCCUGUUUUGUUGGCAAGAAAGUGGAGCCAGUGGCCCCGCAACUUGACUACAAACCUGUCACCAGCACCAGGCUCCUUCACAGGACGUUCACACCCAACCAGGACGUCAUUGAGGCCAUCAAUUUGGUCCAGGACUCCUGGAGGGCGGUCUCGUAUCCGGAAUAUAAGACGUACUCGCUGAGAGAGCUGCACUCUCGAGCAGGAGGUCCCGCCUCCCGCAUUCCUGUGCGCGGUGCACCUCGGCCUGCGCCGCCUCACGUCGCCAAGCUAGCGGCGGCGCUGCCUCAGCACCCUCAGCACUGGGACUGGAGGAACGUGAGCGGCGUCAACUUUGUCAGCCCCGUACGAAACCAAGCGUCAUGCGGCAGCUGUUACUCCUUCGCCUCCAUGGGAAUGUUGGAGGCUCGCAUCCGCAUCCAAACCAACAACACCCACACGCCCAUCCUCAGCCCCCAGCAGGUGGUCUCCUGCUCCGAGUAUUCUCAAGGUUGUGACGGCGGCUUCCCGUACCUGAUGGGAAAGUACGUGCAGGACUUCGGUAUCGUGGACGAGUCCUGCUUCCCCUACGUGGGCAAGAACACGGCGUGCGGCGCGCUGCAGAAGUGCGGCCGCACCUACGUGGCGGAGUACAGCUACGUGGGGGGGUUCUAUGGUGGAUGCAGCGAGGCGGCCAUGAUGCUGGAACUGGUCCAAAACGGCCCCAUGGCGGUCUCCUUUGAGGUGUACCCCGACUUCAUGCACUACAAGGAGGGCAUCUACCACCACACGGGCGUCUACGACCCCUUCAACCCCUUCGAGCUGACCAACCACGCCGUGCUGCUGGUGGGCUACGGCCGCUGUCACAUGACCGGCCAGAGCUACUGGCUGGUCAAGAACAGCUGGGGCGGCGGCUGGGGCGAGCGCGGCUACUUCCGCAUCCGGCGGGGGAGCGACGAGUGUUCCAUCGAGAGCAUCGCAGUCGCCGCCAGACCCAUCCCAGGACUCUAGUGGACGCACACGCCUUCAAGGUGCCCAGUCAAGUUUUCUACUUUUAUUUUUUAAUCAACAAUGAUUUUAACGGGGAUUAAAUUAUCGUAUUUCCGCAUAUAAGCCACACCCACUAAAUUUUAGAACAAAAAAAUGUCUCAUUAUAUUAACCGCAUAUAUAUAUGCGUUGUUAAAUUACUUAUUUACACAAAAAUAUUUUGUAAAUGUUUAUUUACAUAUUUUAGUUGUUUCCAAACGGUGUCUGUGACAGGGCAGUAAAACGGCCGAUCAAACAAAACAGAAGUCAUGGUCAUGGACCCACUAGGUGACGUUUUGCUGGAUUUACCGAGGAAUUUGUGAAAGUGAAACAAUACAAAACGUGAGUUAAUAAUACCAACACAGACACUCGUAGACGUGUUAGCAUAUUAGCGAACGCUAACGACGUUAGCUUGAUUACAUUACGAUGACGCAUGCAUGAAAACACUCACACAGACAUCACACAUGGGACGUUUUAGUACGUAAGGAUUGUUUUAGUUAUAUUGUAAAACUUACAAGUGUCGCUUGGAGGGAUGAAUGCAGAAUCCAUACGAGUAGAAACGCUGUGGACGGCUAGAAGAGGGAACGGAACUCCUACUUCCGGUUGAAAGCUCAGUCCAAACAGAAGGGCACAAACUUGUCUAAAAGAUGGCGCCGUAGUACAAACAACUUUUCAAUGGUUUUUUUGUUAUAUUUUAACUAUUUGCAUUGAGGCCGUCAGCAAAUAAAAAUCCACAUAUUAGCCGCACCGUUUUAUAAGCCGCAGGGUUCAAACGUAGGAAAAAAAGUAGAGGCUUAUAGUCAGGAAUUUACAGUACACAUUUAGAAAAUGAUGUCAUUUCCUAACGUAUCUGCAGUAAUAAUCACAUGUCUUUGGCAUCUGCUGGUCAGAAUCUUCAUGUUUGUCUCAGGGAAGGCUUAGUUAGACAUGGCUUCAAAGUGGUAUCAAAAUGGCUUCCAAGUGGUAUCAAAAUGGCUUCCAAGGUAUCAAUCAUAGCAAUAAAGGGAUCUCAAUGAAACCUACAAUUGUUAUUUCUUUGGAAAUGUCCUCGCACUUCUUCGACACUGCAGUCCUUGCGGCUUCUUCUGACCUUCAAGGCGAACAUCUGACCAGGCUGCAGGCCAAAGUGGCAGCUUGUGACUCCCAGUAGUUCCUUCUUGUCCUGCACUCAGUGGACCAACAUGCACCGCAAACACAAACAUUGCAACACGGGUGUGCAACGUGCGGCCCGCAGCUCCUUCUUUAACACAUUUAAAAACACUAUGUAAAAAAAAAAAAGUUUAAAGAGAAAACAGGAGAAAUUUAAUGAGAAA
Molecule: messenger RNA, 2715 nt
Organism: Entelurus aequoreus (snake pipefish)
Lineage: Eukaryota; Metazoa; Chordata; Actinopteri; Syngnathiformes; Syngnathidae
Gene: ctsc
Product: cathepsin C
Cellular component (GO): lysosome
Molecular function (GO): cysteine-type endopeptidase activity
Source: RefSeq, a predicted model, not a curated record